AUGGAGAGAGGCGCGGGUGGCGGCGACAAUUCGACGAGGGCCGUCGGCAUGUGUGACCGACUCCUGACCUUCCUCGCCAAGAACCUGUCGAUGAACAGGCCGGGGAGCAUCACCGAGGGGCCAAGAGACGCUGGCGCCGGCGGCGAUCACAGGAAUCACGCAGAGGAGGAAGACGACGAGUUCGCUGUGAAGAUCGAGAAAGCCGAGUUCGAGUUCAGCCACGAGGAAGAAGGCCACAGUAGCUUCACGGCCACCAUCCUAGAAGAGACAACUGCAGAUGUGAGAGCAAGUGAUCAGCACAAGCAGGCCACGGCGGAAGCCGGCCAUCAGGUGGAGGCGACGGAAGCGGGCGCAGCGGCUGUGCAGGAGAAGAAGCCGAGGAGGUCCGUGACGAUAAAGGAGGAGGCCGGCGGAGUCAAGGACAAGGCCAAGAAGUCGCUGUCAAAGAAGAGGCAAUCGUCGUCGUUGAGCGGCGGCGGCCAGCUGGUCGGGGCAGGAGGGGAGGACCCGAUCCCGAAGCCGCCGCUAAGGUGGGGGCUCCGGCCGAGGAUGCCGGCGGCGAACCUGAGGGUGCCGUCCAACAUCAAUGAGAAGUCGUCCAACUUCAUUGAGGAGCGCAGGAGGGGCUUCGGUGCCGGCGGCAAGCCGGGGAAAUGA
Messenger RNA from Triticum turgidum subsp. durum (durum wheat), 657 nucleotides. The record is from the annotation of a GenBank genome assembly. Lineage: Eukaryota; Viridiplantae; Streptophyta; Magnoliopsida; Poales; Poaceae.